AGUCAUCAACGGCGUCCAUCGAUGAAGAUCAGUCAUCGCUUUGUACUGGAUCCUAUCACGAUUUCUGCUUUCCAAUGCCCGAAACCUCCGCUACUGGUCCAAGCAUUAUCCAUGGCCUCCAUUCCCACUUCAAGCUAGCAUCCUCUACUUGGAACCCCAUUGUCGCAUGCAUUGGCCGGCAAGGAAGUCUUCCUACGAGACCUCCUCCCAUGAACCAUCCUUACAAUCGUCCAUUCCGAAAGUCUUCUGCUGGUCAGGCUUUUCAGUCUAACUAGGCUCACCAGUUCGCAUGGAGACUGAAGCCACGGAUACUUCGUUACACGCCGAUCGUGCUUGUAACUCAUGCCGGCUCCGCCGCGUCAAGUGUGACAAGAAACUCCCGGGGUGCUUUCGAUGUGAGAAGCUUGGGCGACCAUGCACGGGUUACGACCUCGAGCGGAAAUUCCUUGAUGAAGGGGCCAAGGUUCGAAGAAAGUAUGACGGGGCUUUCCAGAAUGCCAGUUCCAAUUCCAAUUCCAAUUCAUUGCCCAAUCCCAACCCCGAACCCAGUCCAAAUCCUAAUUCCAAUGGCCACGACCUCCCGGCGAACACAAUGCCUCCAUAUCAGAGAACAGGCCUAACCUCCAUUCCAACGCCCACAUCGCCAUCCCAGGUCUCCUCUAGAUUCCUCUCCGGUAUUCUGGCCGACAACACGUCGCCCGGUACACAACAAUAUUCCUCUCCUUCACGGGAUCAAAGCCCCAAACUAUCAAACAUCCUCCCACCUCUGACCCCCUCGCCGGCACUGACAUCGGCCUUCCCCGCAAACACAUUCAAGCCGAGUCCUUUGGGUAAUUCCAGGUACUCUACCUUUGACUUCCUGUCCAAUUCAGUCCCAUCAUAUGCUGCCACGGUACAGCCUGUCCAGCCGGUACAGCCAGUCCAACAAGGGAGCCCGCCUCUUGCUCUACCGACUGUUGCCAAUACGCUCCCGCCUUUCAGGCACGACCUUGGUCGGUACGCAGAUCAAGGACAACCCGAGCCAACCGAGCAUCCAACCGCGAAACUUCUCCGUGGUCAACAACAGUAUGCACCUUCGGAGAUUUCACUCGACUAUUCCGUCGACGAUGACUAUUUUGACCUUGACAUUGACAUGUACUACGCAAACGGUAACAAUGCCUGCGGUUUCAUCCCUGGUCUUCCGGUCAUUGCAUCGGAUGCUGCGGAGCCUGAGACCGACGACGACUUUCUGACCAGUGACUAUGCAUCGAUUGGCGGCAGGUCAGCAUCUACUGAUGGAUCUGAAGGGCGCCGUAAACGCACUGAAUAUAGUCAAAAAUACCUCAAUGAGCGGACUACCGAGUUAACUUGCUUGACACGGCACUUUGUACAGGCCAUAUCUCCCUGGCUUGACUUAUUUGACCUAGAUACCUACUUCAGCCGGAUUGUCCCUGUCAAGGCUGUCCAGAAUGUCAUGUUACGGUCGGCCAUGGCAGCGGUAGCUGCCAACCAAAUUGGGCAGCUGAUAGCCAACAAAGCCCCUCGAGAGGAUUUGGCUCAUCUCCUGCCAAUAAUAGACUCGGCCAACGUAGGAAUGCAACCGGCCGACUGGUUUUACAAAGCUGCCAACUACUACGACCGAGGGAUCUCGUACCUAAGGAUCUUCCUUCAGCGAUGGUUGAACAACCCAGGGAAUGAUCUGACUAGCUUGACGGGCCACGCCUCACGAUACAAUGCUCUUCGGAACUUCUCUGAGUCCGCGCAAGACAGCCACAAGAGUUUCAACUCGCCGAAUAAGCGUCGUCGACUCCAAGAACAAUCGCACGGGGCAGAUAUGGAACCAUUGCUGGCCGCUAUUUCGGUUUUGUCGCUGUAUGAAACGCUGGAUUCGUCUACAGAUGGGUGGUCGCAGCAUCUCGACGGGUUCAAGGCUCUGCUGGAGGCGAAGAUCCUCCCUCAAGCCAUGUCUGCUCCGCGGCCCAGAGGAGAUCCUUAUAUCUCGAUGAAAGCAGGUAGGGCUGCGUUUUGGAACUUUGCCCGCGCCGACUACAUUGCGGCGUACGUGAACAAUUCCAAGACCCGCCUUGACACGGAAAACCUGACCAUGUGGCGCGCGGCUGGACUGUCGGUCACGGAACAAGGUGUGUUGACAUAUGGGGCGCAGACGACGACCAAUGCUGGGUUGUCGUAUCUGCCUAGCGAUAGAGAAGAUUCGGUAGCUUGCUCACUCAUCUGGAUUGUGCUUCGCGUGAUGAAUUUCAUCGCUCCACAGGACGACCAAGUACCACCAUCCGGUGUGCCUGGCAGCGGGAUCCGAGGACCCCGCGGUGCGCCCUCAGCGGGAAGGUCGAUUCAACAACGGAUCGAAAAAUGGGGUCAUCUGCGACAGCAACUCCAGGAAUGGUACGACAGUCUUCCGUUUACGUUUCAGCCUUAUGCAACGAUGAGCACGACUGCACAGAGUGAUUCUGAGCCGACAGAAGAACACAAGAAUCGGUUUGUGAAAUUGUAUUACAGCGUGCCGUUGUGCGCGGCGGCGUUGCAAUUGUAUCAUUUUGCGCAGAUUCUUUUGGUGCUCAACCAGCCCGUCGAUGAGAAGGACGCAAAGCAUCUGGCCAAACGACUGCAGAUGUUCCGGAAGGUGUCGGAAGAAUCGGAGCACCACAGUCGGCGGAUUUGUGGCAUUGCAUUGGGCAAGCCUCCCCCAGCGGUUAGCCGGCAGAUGGUGCAUUCGCUAUACUUGGCCGGGGUCUGCUUUGAAGAGGACCAGGACCGAAAAGUGGUGGUAGACCUACUCCAUAAUGUUGAAAAGGAUACAGGGCUGUCGACAGCGCAACGGCUCAAGGAUCUGAGGGAACAAUGGGGUUGGCAGGACGAAGUCAUGGAGGUUUGAACGAGCGUUUGGGGUGACUGAUAAAUAUGUUGUUGCAGCGGGAGGCUUGGAUAUAUAUCUCGAUAACGACUUGAUUUGAGGUUCUUGUUGGGCUCAUGGCGUCCCAAGGCAGGUUGGGACUUAGGAAGAGGAUUUUGUCAUGCCGGCGCCGAGUGACUGCAUAUGAAAGGAUGAUUAUAUGACAUCUCAGACACGAUCAUGGGUGCUCCGACAAAACUGCGUAGUAGUGUAAAGAAGAAGGCAGAGAGAAUGGGAAUCUCAUGGAUUCUGAGAAAUAGCGGUUGAGUCAUGUUUGUUCGAGGAGAAUUGAUGCGGGCCAAGCAAGUG
Messenger RNA from Exophiala mesophila, 3199 nucleotides. RefSeq lists its product as uncharacterized. The record is from RefSeq and is a predicted model, not a curated record. Gene Ontology annotation, cellular component: nucleus. The coding region runs from base 290 to 2872 and encodes 860 amino acids. Gene Ontology annotation, biological process: positive regulation of transcription by RNA polymerase II. NCBI's taxonomy places the organism in Eukaryota, Fungi, Ascomycota, Eurotiomycetes, Chaetothyriales, Herpotrichiellaceae. The transcript is spliced from 4 exons. Gene Ontology annotation, molecular function: transcription cis-regulatory region binding; zinc ion binding; DNA-binding transcription factor activity, RNA polymerase II-specific.